CAAUAACAGAACGAUGUGAGCAAAAGUCCGAGUUCGAAUUGUGAAUUGUCUAGUUGUAGAGGUUAAAAGUUAUUUAAAAUUCCUCUGAAAAUAGUUAAAUUCUAUUCUAUUAUGGUAAAUCGAAGCAAAAAAUGGCUGUAGAUUUCAAUAUUGAAAUAAGAAAAAAACAAUUGGAAAGUUUGGAUCAGUUCGUAGCCAGUUCUAGGGAGAAGGUUCAAUCAAUUCUUGAAAGUUUGGGCUGGUCAGUUGAAAAAAUUCAGGAAGAACAAAGGCUCUUCGUUAAGUGCCCUCAUAAUGAUUGUCAUAAAGUACCUGCAGAAAAACUUGAAGAUCAUACAGAUAAAUGUAAAAUCACAAGUUCUGGUUAUGAUUUACAAGAAGAAUUCAUGUCUGAAUCGUUUAAACUUUCUGAAGAGAGCAGUAUCAAAAUUGGUACCGAUAAGAAAGUAGAACUACUAUGCCAAGCCUUCUCACAGAAACCCUAUUUUCAAACAGCAUGGAAUGGAAAAGAUCCAGAUCCUCUGACCUACAGCCGUUUAGUUUCAACAUUCUCAAGUGAUGAACGUUUAGUUUUAUAUGAUUACUGUAUAGCUAAUACCAGAGGACCCCCUGAGCUUCCAGAAUUUGAUACUUCUACUGUCACGAAAGAGAAGGGAGAUUCUUCAUUCACAAAAGAAGCUUUAAUGUCUUUUGAAAGAGACAUUAAAAGAAGAAGUGUUAAGUACAAACCAAUUCAUACUAAUCACAAAAAUUACAAAGAAGUCCUGAGGGAAGUAAUUAAUUCCCAAAUGCAGCAAUAUAAUGAUUGGUUGGAAAAUGUUAGUGGUAAUAGAAGAAUGUAUACGUCAGAAAAUUUUCAUAAAGAGGGAUAUCUUGAAGAUGGGGGAGAAUCUGAAAAUCAAGAAAAAUCUCAAGAAUUUGUUGAAAGACCCUAUUCUUCCAUCAGUAAAUUCAGCCACAACUCUUCUGGAUCACCUGGUAUAAAACAUGGUAUUUCAAGGACACACACUGAUUCCCAUUUUAAAUUAGACGAUGGUGUGAAAUCCCAUUACGAUAAAGAAUAUAACUCCAACUUCCCCAAUCAAAGUUCUAAAAGUAGAUACAAAUAUACUCAUCAUGAUGAAGACUCACAAGAAUCAAACAGUGUUAGUAAAGUUUCAUCUAUUGACAUGGACAGCCCCUGUGAGAAUUAUGAGAACAUCCCAAGAACUCAUUCAAGAGAAUCAUCUAUUCAUAGUUCUCACAAGUAUAAAGAUAAAGAUUCAAGAUAUAGAGAGAGCAGACGACACAAAUCCAGAAGUGAUAGAAAAUGGAAAAAAAGAGAUCAUAGUAGCGGAAGUAGUAGACAUAGCUCAAGGAGCCACAGAUCUAAAGAAGACAGAUCCCACAGACGCCUUUCUAGAGAUAAAGCCAGAAAACAUAAAGACUAUCAUAGGGAUACAUAGUAUUUUUUUAAUGUAUUUUAUCUUGUUCAAAAGUUAUUUAAUAAAACUUUAGUUUUCAUUUUA
Molecule: messenger RNA, 1508 nt
Organism: Coccinella septempunctata (seven-spotted ladybird)
Lineage: Eukaryota; Metazoa; Arthropoda; Insecta; Coleoptera; Coccinellidae
Exons: 5
Coding region: 132-1445 (437 amino acids)
Source: RefSeq, a predicted model, not a curated record